AAAUUACUUAACCUUCGGUGACUUUAUUUAAAUUUCAUAGUUCAAACUUCAAGAUGGGAAUAAUUACGGGCUUACUUAGAAAGAUAUUAAAAUUAAUAUUAUAUGUGCUAUUUUUUUCUUCAAUUGUACUGGUCAUACCUAAUCUCCCACCGUACACACAGUUCACCAAGUUACAACCAGAACCAACUCUACCAAGAACGGGGGCCUUAGCGCCGAACGAAGCAUUGAAUAAUCCGGGCAAGCUUUUCGAGGGAAAAAUUCUAGGGCCAGAGGCGUUCGAUGUGCAUAAUGGUGAGGUGUACACCGGUCUCGCCACCGGGGAGAUCGUCAAACUUUCACCGGCCGGUCAUGUCACAUUCGUGACCAAAUUGGGUAGACCAUGCACUGGUCUGCAGCAGGAACACAUCUGUGGCCGCCCCCUUGGUUUGCAGAUUGACAAGAAAACAAACCAACUGUAUGUGGCUGACGCCUACCAUGGAGUUUGGAAAGUUGACUUGAAAACUGACAAGAAGCAGCUUCUCGUUUCACCUAAUGUUGAAAUAAAUGGCAAAAAGCCUAAAUUGAUCAAUGAUAUUGCUCUUGACAGUAAUGGGGAUCUGUUUUGGACGGACUCUAGUGCAGACUUCCCGUUAAAAGAUGGAUCACAUACUAUGUUGUUGGACCCAUCAGGAAGAUUAUUCCAUUACAAUGCUGCCAAAAAUGUGAGUACAGUUGUGGCUGACAAAUUAGGAUUUCCAAAUGGAGUUGUCAUCUCACCUGACAGACAGUUUGUGCUGGUGGCGGAGACCACAUCAUACAAAAUAACCAAAAUCUACAUCAGCGGACCAAAGAAGGGAAAAUCUGAGGUGUUUGUUGCGGGCCUGCCAGGUACUCCGGACAACAUGCGUGCCCUACCCGACGGUUCCGGCGUGCUGGUGGCGCUAUACACAGUCUUCGGCGACGAUCACCCGCUGAUAGCUAAGACGCUGCAACCUCUACCGCUCCUGCGGAAGUUCCUCAUCAGAACCGUGCUAAUGGUCGAAAACACAUUCGACUUCUUGAACACCCAAGUACCCCAUCCGAUCUUGGAAGAUAUUGUUUACAAACUGGGUAGCUUCGAGAGUGUAGCGGGCAUGGUCUCCGGAGUAUCUGGGCUCGUUCAGAUCGACUGGAACGGUAACAUAGUGGCGUCCUACUUCAGCACCGACGGCAGGACGCCCGCCUUGAGCGACGCUAUUGUGGUAAACGACAAGCUGUGGACCGGCGCCCCGCACGGACAAGACUACAUCGCGGCCUUCCCCGCACCCCCGCUACUGAAAAAAGCCUUCGCCUCUGCCAAAGUUGAGGAGAAACCUCAAGUCCAGAAAGUCGAACUGCCGAAGGCUACCCCUCCCACGCCGAAAGCGACGCAGCCACCCCCGCAACAGAAGCCGGCGCCCACUAAACCCGUAGAAAAUAAACCCGAGAAGAAGCCCGCCCAGCAAACGACACCCCCGCCCCAAAAACCCGCGCCGACCAAACCCGUGGAGACUAAACAGGAGAAGAAGCCCGCUCAGCAAACUACGCAACCGCCGCCUCAGCAGAAACCCGCUCAGCGAGCGCCGCCUCCCGCCCAGCAAAAAGCGGCGCCGACGGAGAAGCCCAAGCCCGCCGAAACUAAGCAAGCCGAGAAGAAGCCGGCUCCGCAACCGAAGCAGCCCGCCAAACCUGCCGAUGCACCAGUCAAACCAAAGGAUACGAAACCAACACAACAAGCGGUCCCGGAGGCUGCCAAGCCAGCGGAAAAGACGCAAGCGAAAGACCAACAGAAGACCACACCCCCGCCCAAGACUGAAACCAAACAGCCCCCUAAAGCCGACAAACAGAUUCCGGUCAGGGAAGAGAUCCCGUCGGACACCGCCAAACCUAGCAACGACAAGUUGAAGGUCAUCAAGAAGUCUGGUCCCGAUGUCAUUCCAAACCCGAAUGUGUGAUUCUGCACACUCAGCACAUUCCACACAAACAUUUAGGAACAAAUUCUAAAACUCACAUCUAAACGGUUCAGGGGAACAUUUUACAUUGUUAUUCCAUGUUUUCAAAUGAAAUCAUUCCAUAUUAUUUUUUAUUCCAGUUAGGAAAAUAUAUUUUUUCUUUUUAAAAAUCUUAUUUAUACUAUUUACUUAUGAAUACUGUAAAAAAUGUAGAACUUAUUGUUAUAUUUCGUUACCCCAUAGUCACGAUGUGCAAUCUCGUAACUGCAAGUACCUUUAAAUAUUAUAUUUUAGUUGUAUUUCAAUGUUCAAAUACAUAGUUUAAGAGAUAUAUAAUGUAUAUUUAAAAACUUAAAUAAAAUCAUAUUCUCAAGCAAUAAUUAGAUUCUUUAACAUCAGCAAAUGCUCGAUAUUAUUUUUAUUUUGAUAAAAUAAAUGUGUUUUAUGCAUGUGUAAUGGUAACCUGCGUCAUAUAUUAAAAUACUAUACAGAUUUUAUUUUACUAGCUAUAAAAGUGCAUACCUAAGGUUGUUUGUUAGUCGUAAAUCACGGUUUUAUCUUUAAUGGCAUUUUAUAUUGUAGGUU
Molecule: messenger RNA, 2534 nt
Organism: Aricia agestis (brown argus)
Lineage: Eukaryota; Metazoa; Arthropoda; Insecta; Lepidoptera; Lycaenidae
Gene: Hmu
Product: adipocyte plasma membrane-associated protein
Exons: 6
Coding region: 54-1952 (632 amino acids)
Biological process (GO): biosynthetic process
Molecular function (GO): strictosidine synthase activity
Source: RefSeq, a predicted model, not a curated record